Messenger RNA from Hemicordylus capensis (graceful crag lizard), 1219 nucleotides. RefSeq names its product G protein subunit gamma 2 (gene GNG2). Gene Ontology annotation, cellular component: heterotrimeric G-protein complex. The record is from RefSeq and is a predicted model, not a curated record. The coding region runs from base 268 to 483 and encodes 71 amino acids. Lineage: Eukaryota; Metazoa; Chordata; Lepidosauria; Squamata; Cordylidae. Gene Ontology annotation, molecular function: G-protein beta-subunit binding. Gene Ontology annotation, biological process: G protein-coupled receptor signaling pathway. The transcript has 4 exons.
GCUGCUGCUGCUGCGCCUUCGUGCCGCCGCCUCCUCCUCCGGGUCCCCGCCAGAAGAGCUGGCUGCGAGGAAGGAGCAAGGCGACUGCUGCUGGGCUCUCCGGGGUGGGCGAAGCGUGGUGGAGCCUUCUUCGUUCAGGGCACUGGUUACUUCUGAGGAGAACAGCCUCUGCUCCAUCCUGCUGUAGGCGGAACAAUACAGCAGCAACCAAGGCAGACCUCAGUGCAGUUGAAGAAGGAGACGAGCGCAGACCCCUGGGAGGCUCCAAUGGCCAGCAACAACACCACCAGCAUAGCGCAAGCCAGGAAACUGGUGGAACAGCUCAAAAUGGAGGCCAACAUUGACAGAAUAAAGGUGUCGAAAGCAGCAGCCGACUUGAUGGCGUACUGCGAAGCUCACGCCAAGGAGGACCCCUUGUUGACGCCCGUCCCUGCUUCCGAAAACCCCUUUAGGGAGAAGAAGUUCUUCUGCACGAUCCUCUAGACCUCACAGGAGCCUGACUCCGCCUUGGGCCACCCUGGACACUGAUGUAGAGAUUUUUCAGCACCGUGGACGUGUUUCCAGAGUCCACCCAAUUUAAAAAUCCAACCGCCUGGAAGUUGACAGAGAAGUGCAUGUUCCGAGAGCCAGCGGCCGCCUUCUUUGGAGAACAAGAGGCUGACGAUGUUGAGCUACGUCAUGAGGCUAAAGAUCUUGACAUCUGCAGAGUUGCCUGGAGAGGGAGGGGGAGAUGUGUGUAAAAAAAGUCGAUGUGAUGUUCACUUGCUCUGGCCAAACAAAAACCCCUUUUUGUCUUUUCUUUUUUCUUCCCCCAAAAGAGGGUUGCGCAGAGCAAAGUUUAAAAAUGAUGCAAAGGGGUGUGGUGUGUGCAUUUGUGUAUAGCCCUUCUUGUUUAGCCUUUUCUCGAAUGUCACUCUUAUUUAUGUUGAAUUGUAAAAUAAUAAUCACAACAGGGUUAGAGUGAUUCCAGUGUCUCUCGGCGUUGGGUCUUGUGUAUAGUUAGCCUUCUAGAAUAGGGCCUCGUGGAGGGGGAGGGGCCAGGGCUGCAGCCACCAAUCGGCUGGAGCCUUUUGAUAAAAGAUUUCGCUGAGGAUUUGUCAGAGCUGUUGAUUGGCCACGGGCUGUCUUGUGCAUUCCUAGUAUACUUUAGUACCACUGUUUUUCUAACAUUUGUAUUUGGUAGGUUUUGUUCUGCAAGUAAAUUGUAUGUUGUGAUGGA